AUGCAAAGUGCUUCAGAUAUAAUAUCUUCACUGUUGUGGUUUAAAGACGACUCUUAUACAGUUGAAGAAAAAGAUUCACAAAUAAUAGAACAGUUUGUUCAAAAUGUGGAGGAUUUUAGUUCUCAGUAUGGGAGCGAAAUAAGUGUGUCAUAUACAGCGUUCAAUCUUCGUGGCCCUCCUUCAAAUUUUCCAGACUAUGGAGAUUAUCCACAAGCUUUUGUUAUGAGAACUUAUGGUACUUGGUGGGAUGAGGCUCCCUCAGUACAAAAGGAUUACAUGCCACAAAAUAGUAGUGCAAUACCAAGUCAAGAUUUUGUAGAAGUUUCAUUUGAGAGAGCUGUAUAUCCACUAGAAGUGGCAGUGUUUGAAACAUAUAAUCCUGGGGCAUUAGUUAGGAUAUGGGCUUUAGGACCUACAUCAUGGAUUCUAUUAUGGGAAGGAGAACCUGAGUAUGCAGGUGAUACACCAAGGAUUUUUAGUCCACCCAUUCGAGAAAUAAAAUUUCCUACAAGAAUAUUGAGACUGGAAUUCAACCAUAGACUACUGCCAUAUUACACUGAACUAGAUGCAGUAUUACUUAGAGGGAAAGAACCAGCAAAUUUAGCCAAGAUGAAAAAUAAUUUUGCUUAUUCUUCACUAUUUUAUAAGAAAACCCAGCCAGUAAUUGAAAAAGGUUUGCUUCUGAAUAAAGUGAUUGCUUCGAAUCUUCAUGAGAAAAUAGUCCAACCAAUAGAUAUCUCCACGAAUGACGUUCUUAUUGACACGGGACCACCAUUAGGAGACUUUCAACAGUUACCGGAUGAAACGAUUCUUUCAGUGUUGAAAUAUUUGGACAUGCAGUCACUCUGUCGAUGUGCACAAGUCAACAAACACUUCAGCAGAUUGGCCUCAGACGCAAUACUAUACAGAAGUAUCGAUCUAAGACCCUACUGGCAUUGUGUAAGGUCUCAGGUCCUAGUGACACUUUCAAUGCGGUGCAAGUACCUUCAGAAGCUAGAUUUAUCUUGGUGCGGUAGUCACUGUAUGAUACAACCGCAAUAUGUUGUGAACUUCCUGAAAGACAGCGGAGCUGAACUAACGCACUUACGUAUGAACUGUUGUAAAUUUGUUGAUAAUUCAGUGCUAAGAGCCAUUGUUGACACGUCAUCCAAUUUGCAAGAAUUAUGCCUCAGAUCGGUAGUGAGUUGUUCAGAAUGGUCAUGCCUGUCUUCUCUCACGAAGUUAAAAAGAUUCGACGUGUACAGAACUCAUAUAACAACGUCAGCUGCUGUCGCCAUUGUUUGGUCCAAUCCUGGCUUACAACAUCUUAAUGUUGGUUCAUGUAAAAUGAUAUCAGCGAUGGACGAAGUAGCGAUGGCGUUAGGUGCGAACUGUCCGAACUUACUGUCAGUGGAUUUUUGGAAAUCUUACUCUUUAACUGCAGUGGGCAUUCGGGCUCUUGGACACUGUAGACAUCUACAGGAGUUAGAUGUUGGAUGGUGCCUACAAGCAGGUGGUUCGGGUGAAUGGCUUGCUGCAUUAUCUGGUGGGGAGUUAAGGAAGCUGUUCUUGGGCGCUUUGAGGGGGAUCUGUGAUAGGGAUUUACGCGUGCUACUGCCUAAAAUUACGAAACUUGCCCAGUUAGACCUUUUGGGAGUCAGAGCUGUCACAUCCGAUAUAUGUUCUGAUAUCUUGGCGGAGUGCCGCGAGCUCAGAUUACUCGAUGUUAGUUUUUGUGAUCAAAUACAUGAAGCACAGGUACUCGAAUGGCGUCGUCAAUACCCUCAUGUUAGUAUCAAACGUUCAUUUCAAUCUGCAAAUCUUAGUACAGCGCCUAAUGCAUUGUUUUUAGCACCCAGCCUUGAA
This is a messenger RNA of Brenthis ino (lesser marbled fritillary), 1845 nucleotides long. NCBI's taxonomy places the organism in Eukaryota, Metazoa, Arthropoda, Insecta, Lepidoptera, Nymphalidae. The record is from the annotation of a GenBank genome assembly.